GAAAUGGGGCGGGACCAGAAAGCCUUCGCAAACGGUCGCUGGGGGGGCGGAGUCAAAAUGACUAAUAAGGUAUUGGACCGCACUAGGACCUAUAAGCCCCGCCCCCUGCACGCUCAUUGGUUCCCUCCGCCCCCGCCCUUUGGUGAAUGACAGAGAAACGCGAGGGCGGGGCACCACCGCUGCCGCUAUCCCCCCGCCAUGGGGCCGCGUCUGCUGCUGUUCGCCCUGUUGUUCAGGGCAGGAGUCUGGGCCUCCGAGACGCCGAUAUCACCGUCCGUUACGAACGGGAGCAGUUUGAUCGUGUCUGCGGCGCCUCACAACGAAACCAGAGUGGUUCUGCCGAGCUCUGGAGGAGGACAGAUACUGAAGCGUUCCAUCUACGUGCUGACUGGGUUUUGCGCACUGGCUGCGCUGUAUUUCCUCAUCCGGGCCUUCAGAAUAAAGAAACCGCAGCGGAAGAAGUAUGGUCUGCUCUCAAAUACAGAUGACCACAUGGACAUGGCCUCAAUGGAGAGUGAUGAAGAGACAGUCUUUGAGACGAGGAACUUGAGAUGAUGAAGAGCUGGAGUCCACAAUGGUAGCUGCGCAGAGAAAUCCAGAAAGGGGGGCUAGGGACCCCAGGCACAGAAUGUCAAGAAAAUCAGGGUUUUAUUUUUUUAAUGGUUCUGUACAUUACAGUGUUUCUAAGGGGGGAGGGAGGGCGGGGAAACUUUUUUGCACUUGGGAUGUGUUGGGAAAUGCAGGAAAGGAGGGUGUGCUGUCCCAAAUCAUGGCUUUUACUUUGGCAGAUGUAAGCUUCUGUGGGGGAAGCCUGGCUGUCUUUCCCUUCCUGAUUCUCAGGUCUUAAGAGGCUUGCCUGGAUCUCCUGCCCCCUUCCUCAUGCUUCUCCUUUCCCUAUGCUAACACUCCCAUCCUGAGUCAGGGCCAGAGACCCUGCCGAGAUACUUAGGGUCCCAUCCUGAAUUUUGGACCGUGAACGUUGCUGCCCAGAGGAGGUUUUCCUAGAGAUUAGGAGAUUGGGGCCUAGUGGGCUCUCCUCUGAGCUGCUGCGGGGGGAGGGGGCAGUACUGGGGAAUGUCGAGAGGGGUGGUCUCCCUUUGCCACCCCUGACAUUGCCCAGACCGAGCAGAAGCUAGCAUCGGGCCCAGCUGCCUCCGCUCUCUGCGCUCUGCCUUGGGGGGACCAAAUGGCUUCCAGAUCUCCAGGCUGCUGAAACCAAAGCCGGCAUCCCCCUCGGACUCAGGCUGAUGACCCACUCUGGGAUGUCCAGUGGGGCCUGGGGCAGUAAGGACCUUGUUUUAGAUUCUUCGUGGGAAAGCCAGGUUCAGAGAGAGGGACUGGGGGGAGAUGGCCUCUCGGAACGUCUGCACCUGCCUCAUGGAUCAGGGCUCAGCCCUGGGAAACCUCCUCUGGGAUCCAAGGACUCUUCUUCCUGCAUUGUCCACACUUGUGUUUGGGGGAUUAGCUCCUUCCAGAAGGGCCCUCCUCUCCUAGAUCUGGUAUCUGGAUGGGGGCUUGGGCACCUUCCUUCUGGGACCACCUUGCUUUGUCCCUGGCACGGGAGAAGCUUUUUAUUUUGUAUCUGUAUAUUUGGGUAUUUUGAUUUCUAAGAGACUAAGUUUAAUGUUAGGGGACCAGCACCCCACAGUAUUUGCCUAUCAAGGGUGUUCAGUAAAAGCUGCUGAUUUUAAAUAAAGCAAACGUGGCCUCCA
Messenger RNA from Antechinus flavipes (yellow-footed antechinus), 1712 nucleotides. RefSeq names its product family with sequence similarity 174 member C (gene FAM174C). Gene Ontology annotation, cellular component: extracellular region. The transcript is spliced from 3 exons. The coding region runs from base 199 to 555 and encodes 118 amino acids. The record is from RefSeq and is a predicted model, not a curated record. NCBI's taxonomy places the organism in Eukaryota, Metazoa, Chordata, Mammalia, Dasyuromorphia, Dasyuridae.